AUGAGCCAACCAAACGCCAACCGACGUGCCAUGCAGGCUAACCUGGAGCUCAACGAGUCCAACGAGUCUGGCUCGCAUUGGGGGAGAAACAGAUCCCCUACGAGUACAUCGAAGUCAACCCGUACAACAAGCUCGCCUCACUUCUCUUUCUCAACCCGCGCGGCCUCAUCCCACCACUCUCAUAUCCGGCUGACCCACACGCACGGCCAUUGUACAAGUUCACCGGGAUCCUGGAGUAUCUGGAAAAGGCAUAUCGAACGCACGGCCCACGCCUGCUCCCCGCAGAGCGAGCUGGCAAAAGCGAUCAGGGCAGGACGAGGUGUUCCGUGA
Messenger RNA from Penicillium alfredii, 330 nucleotides. RefSeq lists its product as uncharacterized. NCBI's taxonomy places the organism in Eukaryota, Fungi, Ascomycota, Eurotiomycetes, Eurotiales, Aspergillaceae. The coding region runs from base 1 to 330 and encodes 109 amino acids. The transcript has 2 exons. The record is from RefSeq and is a predicted model, not a curated record.